This is a messenger RNA of Sphaerulina musiva SO2202, 3130 nucleotides long. RefSeq lists its product as uncharacterized. NCBI's taxonomy places the organism in Eukaryota, Fungi, Ascomycota, Dothideomycetes, Mycosphaerellales, Mycosphaerellaceae. Bases 405 to 2348 code for a protein of 647 amino acids. The record is from RefSeq and is a predicted model, not a curated record. The transcript has a single exon.
UCGACCACCACCACCGCCACCGACAUUCGACCUCCUUCUACCCACCACACAUACCGCCGCAUACACCUCGCACCCUGCACCGCAAUCGCUUCACACUGGCGCACACAUAAACGCAACAUGCGCGCGACAUAGGAGGACGCGAAGUGGAGUUCCAGCGUCCGUCGCGCCGGCGCAUCGCAUCGCAUCGCAGCGCAGCGCAGCGCAUCGCAUCACCGCGCAGCGCUGUUUGCAGAUUGCUACCCGCACCCACCGUCGCGCACGCACCGUCGCGCACUCUACCGUGAGGCGCCGCGACACCGAUACCGCGUUGACCACCGCCCACCACCCACCACCACCACCACCAACAGCACCACCGCCGCCGCCGCUACGCGCAACCGCGCAAUAUCGUCACCAACACGCCCACCAUGUCGCCGACUCGACGACCGUCGCUGUCGAUACAGCUCCCCUCACUCCACGGCUCCUUCUACGGCGACGGACACAUGCCCAAGACACCAGAGGCACAGUUGGACGAGGCGCAAUUGACCUCUGAGCCUCCACCACCUCCUCGUCCACAGCCCUUCAAGGUCAAGAGGAAGCGACCCAGCGCGCCAUUUCAGGAACCCAUCAUGCUCGACAUGUCGGUAAUACCGACCAUUGAGAUGUCCGAGGUUGAGACACAAAUAUCAAGCCCGACGAUGCAGCCGACAUCUGCGCACUUGCUUUCACCCAUGCCACACGCAUCCUCACUCGGUCGCGCCAUUACUCCGCCCAAGACGCCUACUCCCCGACUCUGUACGCCCUUCAGUCAGCUGGAGGAUCCCGCGGACGAGUGGGAUCUGAUCACCAACACGAAGCCCACAUUCCAGCGUGCCAAUUCCGUCUGCUCCUCCUUCUCUGACUCCUCCGUCUCCUCGUGUGGCAGCUCUGCCUUCUCCAUGCCACCCGGAGGCUACGACAGCCCCUUAUCCGAGACGACCGAUCCGUUUAUGGACGACCAGCAGGACAAGUCGGUCGCACCCGUUUCAUCAUUGGACCAGGACACCCCACAGAUGAAGCGCGCCAAGACCCGGCGACAUGGGCAGUGGACACCACAGAUGGAUGACCACCUGUGGCUGACGUUCAUGGCAUAUCUGUCAGAUCCCACCCUGACGCCGUUUAAGAUGUUACCGGGCAGCACCCCGCCAAUGGGUGUUUGUGACCAGGUUGCAACCAAGGCACGACGCACCUGGCGAUCGCGCAAACUCAAUGCGCCUGCUUCAGGUUCUGUGGACGCCAUGCUCGGAUGCGACGCUGGGCGCCAUCGCGAGGGCUCUCCAGACACCAUCCGGCCGAGUCCGCUGCACCUCACGCAGCCCAAGUGGCCCAAGGCGGCCGCAACCAGGCGGCGCCUGCGUGAGCUCUGUGCCAAGCGUCCCUCCAUAUCCGCCCACUACGCGCGUAUGCUUCGCACACGCUCGCCUUCGCCCUUUGAGACUUCCAGCGAUGGCCCUCCACGUGUGCAGCCCGUGGCCAUGUCUUCCUCCUUUUACGACAUGCACAAGUCCCUGUUGACCUCCACGGCCCCUUCGAUGCAGCCGGGUAGUGUACUUGCGCAACUUGCCAGCGACGGCCCACCACCUGCUCCUCGACAGGUACGACAGCCCCGACCCGAGGGGUGGUUCGACCGCAUUCCUCGCUCGAAAGCACAUCAAAAGAGUGCAUCUCUGCAGUCGGAGCUGAGGAUCCAUGUCCAGCAUAUGGAUCGACGAGCAGCGGGCGCUCCUCUCGCGUCGCCCUUUGAUGGCGAGCUCGGGGAUGAAAGAAGCCACCUGCUGCACAGCAUGGCGACCACGAAAUCGCUGGGCCGAACGGAGUUCAACGGCCGAUCUCUGGAUUCGCCCUUUGAUUUCAAGGUCGGGGCUCCAACAGAUCGACGAUCUCGCAAGCGUCGUUUCCGUUCUGAUGAGGAGAAGCCCCGAAGAGGUGCACUGGAGGACGUCUUUGGUCCACCUGUUGAGCAGCAACAGCAGCAGCAGCAGCAGCAGCGACCUCUACUCCGGAAUCGUGGCUUCAGUGUGGGAACUGCAGUGGCUGCUGACCAUAUGUCCAGCCUCUUUACGCCGCCUGCGACGGGCGUGGAUCAUGAGAUGGCCGACGCACUGGCUUCCGGCCCCGAUGUCCCCAUGGGCAGUCGCUCGGCCCCACGACGCAUGAUUGAGCCUGUGCCACGCCUGCUGUCCCCUUUUGUCGAGACUCCGCCACCCAGCCGGCAGCACCAUACAUUUCCCCGCAUCAACUUGUUACCGACGGGCGACAACCAGACUCCGUUUCACCAACAAUUGCUUCAACUACAGCACCAACAUGCCAGCCAAGCAGCCAAGCAACCCUAGGGCUCUCUGUUCUCUUCUGUUCUGCGAUGCGUGCCGCCCUACUGAAAAACAACUUCAUCAGCAUUGCAUUAGCGCGGCGUACCCGAUGACCGUGCUUCAUUCCACUCGCAUCCACUAUACUUUUGAAGCAUGCAUUUCCGCAAAACGACGCCGACAUGAUCGGUUAUGACCCUCACGACACGACGAUACGACAACACCGGCUGCCCAUGUCUAGCCCGUGGCCCCGGCAGCGCAUACAUCCUCUUCUGUCGACCUGACGAUAUGGGUGUCCCAUUGCUGCUUUGCCAUAUCACUGGCACAUUGCUUCUCAUUAUUUUCUUUUUUGUCUAUUCUCUUCUCUUGUUCCCUUUCUAUAUGUUAUUCCGAACGACCCUUUCGCCAUGAACGUAUUCGGCGGCAGAUGUGAUGGAGGAUAUCAGGCCGAGAUUUUAUGUUGCGUGACGUCGAAAAGAGAUAGGGGUGGAAUGGCGGAACACCUCGACACACCUGCCGUGAAAGGUGUUGGACAUGUUUUGCGGUCGUUUUUUUUUUUCUUCUCUCUUGUUUCUUUGCCUUGGUGGGGAUGUAUGGUAUCUGCUGCUUGGGAGUUGAGUUCCAUUUUGUCAUGAGAGCGUGAUCAGAGCGAGGAGCUCGCAGGGGAUGAAAAAGCUGACUGCACGGGAGGCAAUAAUCUGGUUCUGAUUCUUGGAAUACACCAUGGCCGAGAAACGCAUCGGGCCACAGUGAACAGAUACUGUCCGGGGAGAAGCAGUAAAUAGCUCGAGAAAGAAGAAAGCUUUGAC